This is a messenger RNA of Hibiscus syriacus, 1925 nucleotides long. RefSeq names its product LAG1 longevity assurance homolog 2-like. The transcript has 4 exons. Gene Ontology annotation, molecular function: sphingosine N-acyltransferase activity. Gene Ontology annotation, cellular component: endoplasmic reticulum; membrane. Lineage: Eukaryota; Viridiplantae; Streptophyta; Magnoliopsida; Malvales; Malvaceae. Gene Ontology annotation, biological process: ceramide biosynthetic process. The record is from RefSeq and is a predicted model, not a curated record. The coding region runs from base 873 to 1307 and encodes 144 amino acids.
UUGGGUGGCCGCUAAGCCCCGGUCGGCCUUCCGUUCAACCGAGGGAGACACACAACCUUCCUAGGAGACCAAGAAUGCUUCCUCUCCUAUCAAAACACAUAAUCCGAAAACCCAAAGUCGUGGCCAACACCUGCUCACCGUAAAUCAGCGCGGCCACGAGACUCGAACCCCUCGACGACGGCGACACCCCACUCCGACGAACACCGAAGCAAGGUAACCUAACUCCCUAUCUUAUUUUAAUUAUUUUUCUUUAGAACUCAUGGAAUUUACUUUAACAACUAACAAAAUUAUAAACUAAUUUUUGUUAUUAAUUGCAUUCGAAUUGAACAAAUAAGCUAAAGAAACUGAAAUACAAACUGAAAAUACCUUAGAUUCGGUUCUGCUUUGAUCGCCGAAAAAUUUCCUGUAUUUUAUUGCUAUUUUUCUCUGAAGAUCGAGAGUAAUUUCCCCCAUUUCUAUGUGUUCAAUUACAUGUAAUUUAUAAAUUUAUAGGGUUUACAAAACCCUAUUUUUGGGUGUUUAAAACCUAAUAAAAUACUAAGUUUGUUGUUGGUGAUAAACGUUGCCGAGAAAUCCGGGAAUGGAGACGAGAGACGUGCGGCUGAAGGGGAGAACAGAGUUGCUGGGUAGUUGUUUUAUUAUUGGGCCCGAGUGGACGAAAAUAUGGGUCUACAACAUCAUAUUGGUUUUUCAUUUUGGCGUUGCCUAAACCAAGAGUUCAAUUUUCUUUUUCUUUUUUUUUGUAUUUGUAGUAUUCUUAUUUUAUCUGGGAAAAGAAUCUCUUCAAUGAAACCUCGGAGUCGGUGAAUUGGAGUUUUUGAAGUAAGAAUUGUAGAGUUGGAGGGUGAUCUCUUUGAAAUUGGUGUACGAUCAUGGAGUCGUAUAUCUGGAGCAGCAAUGCCAAGCCAGAAGCUUUGCAUUUCCUCGUUGCUUUACUUCGUGCUCUGUUUCCCUGCAGCCAGAGGUUGCCUGUCUGGUUAUUGAGUACUGGAUCUGCUCAUUUGAGGAAGAAUAUUGAGGCUACACAGGCAAUAAUUGCAAAAUGCUCAGAAUCUAUGUGGAAGCUGGCAUACUUUGCUACUGUUGAAACAUGGGUCCUCAAAAUCACCUACUAUGAGCCAUGGUUCAGAGAUGUAAAAGGGUACUUUAGGGACUGGCCAAAUCAAGAGUUGAAGCUUUCCUUAAGCCUUUUCUACAUGUGCCAAUGUGGGUUCUACAUCUAUAGCAUUGCUGCACUCCUUACUUGGGAGACUCGAAGGAAGGAUUUUGCUGUGAUGAUGUCUCAUCAUGUAAUACUACAAUCCUGAUUGGAUACUCAUAUGUUACAAGCUAAAAUUUUAAAAUAUACGGGAAGGGAUCUCGGUGCUAGCGUGUGCUUCGGAUUAUUUUCCAUUUCUUGGCUCGUGCUACGUUUAAUAAUCUUUCCAUUUUGGGUCAUCAAAAGUUCAAGGUUUGCCUUUAAUGUGAAUGACUUGGUUUCACUACAUGAGCUGCAGACUGACUGAUCAAUUGUCUACUUUGGUGGUUGGCCUGUAACAGCUAUGAUCUUAUGGAGUUCUUUCGUCCUUCAGAGUCAUAUCGCAAAUUCUUGUACUAGUUUCUGAACACUAUGUUGCUAAUGCUACUUGUGUUCCACGUCUACUGGUGGGUUCUCAUAUGCUCCAUGAUCAUGAGGCAAUGGCAAAACUGAGGAAAAGUAGGCGAAGACAUUAGAUCCGGUAAACAUCUCUUAUAUCUUGUUUUUUAUUUCUUUUUUUAAAAUAAUUUGAGCUAUUAAAUAUAAUUCCAUGAUCAUAGAAUGUCAUGAUGUUCACAUAACUCUCUGAAGAGCUUGCUUGUGUCCAUGAUGCUCUCUUAAAAGGAAGAGCAGUGUUGUAGAAGUUAAAAAUCUAGUUAUAAAACAUGUGUAGAAGGCGCUUUUGAUA